Trichobilharzia szidati is the source of this 831-nucleotide messenger RNA. The record is from the annotation of a GenBank genome assembly. NCBI's taxonomy places the organism in Eukaryota, Metazoa, Platyhelminthes, Trematoda, Strigeidida, Schistosomatidae.
AUGGAUUUCAGUUCGAUUUCCCAGAAUCCAAAAGCUGUUUCUGGUCUAUCACUUAGGAAGUUUAAAUCUGCAAUAGAUAUUUCUGAUGAAAAACGCAAGGAAAUGCACAAAAGUACUCAUGGAGCUAUUGAAUUGAUUGAAAAGAGGGUAGAAAAAGACUUACAUGCUGAAAAAACUCGACUUUCUACACUGUUGAACGCCUUCUACUGUAAACUUGACUAUAAGCCAAACGAUGAUGUUGAAAGAAAAACAAAUCAAUUGGCGUCACUACUGAGUAAAAUUGAUUGUAGCAGUUGCUCUGAAACCAAGUAUGUUUUGACUCUUUGUUUAUUAUGUAGGAUUAAAAAUGGUAUUUCCGUAUUCCAGAAUAACCACGACAAUCUAAAUGCAUCAGUCGUGGCUAUGGAGAAAUCGUGCACUUCAUUCCAGAGUUUGCUUGAAGACGUUGAUAAAUUGGAAAAAGAUUUAGAAAGAUUCUCAAAAGAGUAUCGUCUAUCUCCAGAUGGUGUCAAAUCAGAAAUGCGUUCUUUACAAUUGAUUAAAGAAAGGUAUUCAAAAAUGUCAAAAUCUUUGUCACAACAAAAUAAAUCUCUAAGCAAAUCUAUAGCAUCAACUGGAAGAGUACUCGAUCAUCGUGUCCUAGUUGCCUGGUCCAAGGAAAUUAAAGAAUUAAAAGAACGCAGAGCACUCCUAUCUGAACGUGUCGACCAGUAUAUGGGCCUUUCUGUGGAUACUACAACAGCUAAGAAACAGUUGAAUGAUGUACUCUCAGAAUUGGAAUCUAUAGAUUCACAAAUGUUAACAGUAAUGGGAUUGAAUGCAUGGAAUUGA